ACACUGUUUGGAUAUCUCUGCUUUCACAGUGCAUAGGCACUUGUAGCAUCAUUAAUCUAGCUUGAUUAAAUAAGUAGCUAAGUUAGUUAGUUAAAGUGCACUUCAUCGUAACACAGACAUACACACACGUUGGCGCAGCGCUGUAUUCGUUCUCUGCUUGAAGCAAGAUGAGUGGCGGGUUAGCACCGAGCAAGAGCACUGUUUAUGUUUCCAAUCUGCCAUUUUCUCUGACUAAUAACGACCUGCAUAAGUUGUGCACCAAAUAUGGAAAAGUUGUGAAGGUGACUGUUGUUAAAGAUAAACACACACGGAUGAGCAAAGGUGUUGCAUUCGUGCUGUUCCUUGACAGAGAGUCAGCCCACAACUGUUCUCGAGCACUAAACAACAAACAGUUGUUUGGCAGGACAGUGAAGGCCAGCAUUGCUAUUGAUAAUGGAAGAGCUGCUGAGUUUAUCCGGAGGAGAAACUACUCAGACAAGUCUAGGUGUUAUGAGUGUGGUGAAGAUGGUCACUUAAGCUAUGCCUGCCCAAAGAAUUUGCUUGGAGAAAGAGAACCUCCACCAAAAAAGGAAAAGAAAAAGAAGAAAAAGACAAAACAACCUGAAGAAGUUGAGCCUGAAGACAGCGCAGAUGAGGGAGAAGACCCUGCACUCGACAGUUUGAGUCAGGCAAUCGCUUUCCAGCAAGCUCACAUGGAAGAGGAAGAGAAACGAAGAAAACAAGCCACAGAAGACUCAGCCCAGGCCUCCACAUCAGAUAACUCGCAUAAACCCAGGAUCAAAAAGAGCGCCUACUUCAGCGACGAGGAGGAGCUCAGUGACUGAUAAAUAUUCUGAAGUUCUUAAGGCAUACCUUAUUUGCAAAUCAGUGAGCUUUUACAUCAAACAACAUUUCUGAAGGGCUUCCUCAAAGGCUUAUCAUCAAGGAAAUGGAGGUGAAAUAUCUUUACAUUUAAUAAAGUUCCUUUACUUUGCAGCAAAAGUCCUUAGUUACUGAUUCCAUGUUCAAAACACUUCAACUUGAUGUGUGAAGCUGUAAAAUGGUAUUUAGAUAAAUUAUUGAUUUCAUCAUCACCUGUGUAAGGAUAUAUAUAUAUUUUUUUUUUCGUUCUCUGAUAUGUUGUAAAUAUAGUUUAGUUGAAUGUGGAUUAUAUGCUGUAAUUUUAGUAAAUAAACCUUUUUAUUUUUUGGAUCUUAA
Molecule: messenger RNA, 1197 nt
Organism: Astyanax mexicanus (Mexican tetra)
Lineage: Eukaryota; Metazoa; Chordata; Actinopteri; Characiformes; Acestrorhamphidae
Gene: zcrb1
Product: zinc finger CCHC-type and RNA binding motif 1
Exons: 8
Coding region: 168-824 (218 amino acids)
Biological process (GO): mRNA splicing, via spliceosome
Cellular component (GO): U12-type spliceosomal complex
Molecular function (GO): zinc ion binding; RNA binding
Source: RefSeq, a predicted model, not a curated record